Molecule: messenger RNA, 1704 nt
Organism: Drepanopeziza brunnea f. sp. 'multigermtubi' MB_m1
Lineage: Eukaryota; Fungi; Ascomycota; Leotiomycetes; Helotiales; Drepanopezizaceae
Source: RefSeq, a predicted model, not a curated record
AUGCCGGCCGAAGGCUUCCUCACCUCCGUUCUGGCCCAGCCCAGAUCCGCCACUACUGCCAUCGCUAGAGACGUGGGCAUUUACGCCCACGACCUCCACCCCAUCGCCGCCAUCACGGCCGCCUUCAAGAAGAGCUCCACCCAGGUCAACGGGCUCGCGGCCAAUGCCACCCACAUCUUUGCCGCGCAGGCCGACAAGGCCGCCGUCCACGUAUACGCGAGGGAGAAGGGCACCCAGGAGGCCUUGAUCGCCUUUCCAGAGCGCAUCCACAGCCUAACGCUGCUCGGCGACGGCGUGGUGGUGGUGGGCACAGCCGAAGGACGGGCCAUCCUCUGGGAGGUCUGCACAGGCCGGCAAGUCUCGACACCCACAUCGCAUCUCCAGCCAAUUUCAUGCCUGGCGGGGAACCUGGCGCACCUGAUUACCGGCUCCGACGACUCGAACAUCCACGUCUGGUCAGUUCCGCAUCUCUUGGCCAUGUCUCCGAGCGAAACGUUCGAGCCACUCCGCACCCUCGCCAACCACCGAGCCGCCAUCACCAACCUGGUUGUAGGUCACAGCGCCAGCCGGACAAACAUCUGUGUUUCGGCCAGUCGGGACAAGACCGUUAUUGUCUGGGACUACCUCUCGGGAGAUUUGCUUCGGACGUUUUUGCUCGCAUCCACGCCUCUCUGUUUAGCCCUCGACCCGUGCGACCGGGCCGUCUUCAUUGGCUUCGAGAAUGCUUCGGUGCAGCUCGUCGAAUUCUCUCCGGCCGAAUCGACGCGGAAUCAGCUCUAUGACCACAGCUUGCAGAGUACGCCGGUGCAGGUCACGCAGAGUCCAUGGACCCCGCCGCCCGCCGAAUCGGGUCCGGUGCUCUGCCUGGGUCUCAGCUACGAUGGCACCUGUCUGUUGUCAGGGCAUGAGUCCGGCAAGAUCUUCCAGUGGGACACCCCACGGCGUGCCUUCACUGCCGAGCUAGCGGAUUUGAAUGCGCCCGUGACGAAUCUUCUGAUGCAGCCCGUCUUCCCUCUCAAGAAGCACACCAAGCCAAUAUUCGUUGUCAAGCCCAAACUGGGCGAGAGUAGCUACGUCUACACCGCUCAGUUGCUAGGGUCCCUACACGGCGCCGGCGCCUGUGGUGCCUCUCACGAAGGUGUCCCUUCCGACGUGCUCGAGAAGGCUAUCCUGGGCUUCUCGGGUCCCGCGUCGCAAGUGUCAACUUCAAGAGGAGAUGAACGCCUUGCGACGGAGAAUGACGCACUGUGGAAGAUUGUCAACGAGCAACGCGCACUCCAAAAGAAGACGUGGGAAAAGUACACCACCCUCAAAUCCGGUGGGGUUGCAUCCAACAGCAACCUUGCUUCUUGGGCUUUCGGGCAGAUGUUUGUUUCCCACGUGGAUCCGACGGACUUUUGGCAGAGAAACGUUUCAGCCCUGUCUGCAUUGCCUGCCGCUGGGAUUGUUUGCAAAAGCCGUGGCGGCAUGUCAAUGAUCCCCGUGGCCGCGCGAAGCGAAAACUUGUCCACCCCCUUUGAAACAGCGAUCGUGCUCGAGGUGGUCCCUACUCGUGGACAUGGCACAGCUUGUUGCGAGCCUCACAAACCCAAGGUGUUUGAAAAUGGAUCAAAUGAAGCAAAUCUAGCCAUUGAGGCUGCGAAGGAGUGUGUCGCCGGCCACGCUCCUAAGGCAAUGGCUAACUCCCGCCGUCGCAUUCGCUGA